GGGUGCUGCCGGGAAGCGGUUGGUCUGUAGGCCUUGGUGAUCCGCUUCGUGGUAGUGUGCCCUCAAUUACAAUGUCCGAUUCUGACAGCGAGACUUCGGUCAGCUACAACACGAUGUACACCGAACUAAAAGCGCGACUAGUCGCACUUAAGGAAAAUAAAGCGUCGCGCCGCUGACCCGGGCGUAAUUUUGAACAAGCAGCAGCUGGCUGCCAUGGACCAGCUGAACGCCGUGAAGCUGCAGCUGACAACCAUUAAGAAGCUUAUGGACACGAAGCCUGACGUGCAGGCGGUCGACGGUCCACCGGCGAAGCGGGCCCGUGUCGCCCUUGAGGAUUUCAAAUGUGACUUCGGCGCCAGCGAGGGCAAAGCGAACAAGUCUCUCAGCGGACAGCGCGCGCAUAUCGAGAAAUGCUACAAUGCGGUAAUGGACAUUGAGGACGCGUGGCGCAACGUCCUCGCGGCUCGGCCCGGCGAGGAAUGCUUCAGGAACAUCGAGGCCAUGGAGACUGCCAUCACCGACGGCAAGGCCGUGUUCCGGGGGGUCGCGAAGGAGCUGGUCGUUGCAUACAACCACGGCUGGGAGGACGAGCACUUAAUCAACAUGCAUUGCUUAAAUAUCAGCGUGUGA
Messenger RNA from Volvox carteri f. nagariensis, 630 nucleotides. RefSeq lists its product as uncharacterized. Lineage: Eukaryota; Viridiplantae; Chlorophyta; Chlorophyceae; Chlamydomonadales; Volvocaceae. The coding region runs from base 214 to 630 and encodes 138 amino acids. The transcript is spliced from 3 exons. The record is from RefSeq and is a predicted model, not a curated record.